UCCGCUGGGUGCCGCUGCCGCCCUCCUGCCGAUGGCAGCGGUGUCAGUUCGCCGCGCCACCCGCUCCGCCCGCCAUUGGUGCCGCGGUCCCGGCAGCAAGGCCCCGGCGAUGGGCACGGCGGGCAGCGGCACCGUCGGCCCGCAGAGCCUGCGCUUCGACAACCUGGCGCUGCGCUCGCUGCCCGUCGACUCCAGCGGCGAGCCCGGCAGUCGCCUGGUGCCCGGCGCCUGCUUCUCGCUGGUGCGGCCGGCGCCGGUGGAGGCGCCCCGGCUGGUGGCCCACUCGGCCUCUGCCCUCCGCCUCCUCGGGCUGCGGGAGCUGCCGGAGCGGGAGCUGGCCGAGUGCUUCAGCGGGAACCGGGUGCCGGGCGGCGCCCAGCCCGCCGCCCACUGCUACUGCGGCCACCAGUUCGGCUCGUUCGCCGGGCAGCUGGGCGACGGCGCCGCCAUCUACCUGGGCGAGGUGCUGGGCGCCGAGGGCCGGCGGUGGGAGCUGCAGAUCAAGGGCGCCGGACCCACCCCUUACUCCAGGCAAUCAGAUGGUCGAAAAGUGCUUCGCUCCAGUAUAAGAGAAUUUCUCUGUAGUGAGGCCAUGCACCAUCUUGGAAUACCAACAACACGAGGGGGAACUUGUGUAACAUCUGAUUCAAAAGUCAUCAGGGACAUUUUCUAUGACGGACAUCCAAAAUAUGAAAGAUGCACUAUUGUCCUCCGUAUUGCUCCUACAUUUCUACGGUUUGGAUCUUUUGAGAUCUUUAAACCUGUGGAUGAGCACACAGGUCGAAAGGGACCUAGUUCUGGUAGAAAUGAUAUUAGAAUUCAAAUGCUUGACUACGUCAUUGGGACGUUCUAUCCAGAAAUUCAACAUGCGCACUCUCAGGACAAGGCAGAGCGGAAUGCUGCUUUCUUUAGAGAGGUAACCAAGCGGACAGCCAGACUGGUUGCUGAAUGGCAGUGUGUUGGUUUUUGUCAUGGUGUACUAAAUACAGACAACAUGAGCAUUAUAGGACUUACCAUCGACUAUGGACCUUUUGGCUUUAUGGACAGGUUUGAUCCGGAUUAUAUAUGUAAUGCUUCUGAUAACAGAGGCCGCUAUGCUUAUAACCGACAACCUGAAAUCUGUAAGUGGAACCUGGGCAAACUGGCAGAAGUCUUGGUUCCUGAGCUGCCCCUGGAAGUGGGUCAGUCUAUCAUUGAAGAGGAAUUUAAUUCAGAGUUUGAUCAACACCUCCUGCAAAAGAUGAGAAGGAAAUUGGGACUACUUAGAUGUGAGAAGGCAGAGGAUGAAGAGUUAGUUUCUGAUCUGUUGCAUGUUUUCCAUUCAACAGGUGCGGAUUUUACAAAUUGCUUCCGUUUACUUAGUGACUUUCCAAUUCCUGGAUCAUCCACUUCCUUCACAUUGGCAGAAUUUCUUGAAAAACUGAUUGAGCAAUGUGCAUCACUGGAAGAACUGAAAUUAGCUUUCACACCAAGUAUGGAUCCACGGCAGCUGUCCAUGUUGCUGGCCCUAUCUCAAUCCAAUCCACAGCUCUUUGAACUGAUUGGUGAUAAAGGAGGAGUUGCUAAGGAGUUGAAUCGCAUAGAGCGCUUCUCUGAGCUCCAGCAGAUGACAACAGAAGAGCUACAAAGCAAACUCAAGAGAGCAUGGACCGACUGGCUACAAAAGUACAGGUCUCGUUUGGAGAAUGAAGCAGAAGGUGUUGAUGAUGUUGCUGAACUAAACACUAAACGAGUGAAGGUGAUGAAUGCAAACAACCCAAAAUUUAUCCUGCGCAAUUAUAUUGCACAAAAUGCAAUAUCGGCCGCAGAGGAUGGGGACUUCUCAGAGGUUAGACGGGUUCUAAAGCUUCUCGAGCAUCCGUAUAGUGAGGAGCCCUGUGUGGAAGAAGAGCUGGUCCAAGAAGCAACAGUGGAGGCUACAGCUUCGUGUGAUUUAUUAAGAAGCAAAAGAAUACCAUACCACAGCAAGCCACCAGACUGGGCUGGGAAACUUUUAGUUACCUGAUCUUCAUAACAACCUUGUUUUGGCUUAUGGUUAAAUCACAACUGUUAGGGAUGGACUGUUAAACUAAAGUUUCCUUUACACAGGUGGAGAAGCCAAAACAAGGUAAAUAGGGAGUGCCACUUUUUCCUCACAACAGAUGUAAAAUGGAGACUUCACCAUACGAAAAGCAGUACCAGAAGGUUCUGAAGUCUCUUCACCUCAUUGAGAUACAAUUAGAGUAUGAGUUACCUUGACCAUAAUGUGGUCAGCUGAAAUCCUUGGAGAAGAAAAUGUUCAAAUAUCAUUUUAAAAAUAACAUGCCUUUUUGAAAGCUCUAUCCUUAUCACAUACUUAAGACAAGAAUUGUUUUUGAGAUUGUUGGAGUGAAAUGCUGAUUGUAAUACAAGCAGCUAUAGUAAAGAAUCAUUUAUCAUGGAAACAGGCCAUGUAGUCUGAGCCAGCCACCUAGCACCUAUCUACAGUAACCCUAUUUUCCAGCACUUAGCUCAUAGCCUUCUAUGCUAUGGCAUUUCAAGUGCUCAUCUGUACAGUCCUUAAAUAUAGUCAGAGUAUUUGCCUAUACCACCCCUUCAGGAUGCCCCAUUUUCCUUUGCAACUGCAGCAAAGGUUUUGUACAGGUUGACUCAUUAAAAAAAGUCUUUAAAAAAGCUCAAUUCAUGUUUUAAAGAUAAUAGGUGACAUUUUGGAUGAGGAUUAAAUUUUUGUACGGCCAGCAGAAAAUAGACUGCUGAACAUAAGAAGUGGCUGACACUGACAGUGUGAAUGAGUAAGUAAUAGGUGAUGUUCAUAAGAAUACAGAUGGUUAGGGAGUCAGAAGUUUGUAUAAUUGUAAAAUGAACAUUAAUAUCAUUUGGGACAACUGCUUACUGUAAGUUAUGUUGGCUGACUUGUGUGCAAAGAAUGAUUUUACCAUAAAUAAGUUUUGAAGACAAGAAUUUUAUUCAGCUGAAGGCCACUUUAUUUAAUAUUAUUGACAUUGUAUUCAGUUACUUAAGUAAUUCAGUAAUGAAAUUACAUUAUGUCUAAAUGAGGGUGUAGAAGUUUUUAUUGAGACAAAGGUGCUGCUUUAAGUAUGAAAUGGAAGGUCUCCAGAUAAAAUCUGUUAUCAUGAACACAAAAAUAUCAACUCUGAAACACUGGGCUAUUUUUGUAAGAUGUGGAAACUGCUGUACUCUUUUAAAAUUCACAACAUCUUAAGAAAUGUUAAUGCACAAAUAGGCUUUAAUUCCUUGCAUGAUAGUUUGCACUCUGCUUCCUUGAGGAUUAUUUUUAUAUAUAAGCAUAUACUAUUCAAAACAGCAUUUUGGUUGUAAAGGAUUAAACUUGAACUGAUGCUUUUUAAACUUCA
This is a messenger RNA of Pristis pectinata (smalltooth sawfish), 3353 nucleotides long. It is a transcript of the gene selenoo1, whose product is annotated as selenoprotein O1. The record is from RefSeq and is a predicted model, not a curated record. The transcript has 9 exons. Lineage: Eukaryota; Metazoa; Chordata; Chondrichthyes; Rhinopristiformes; Pristidae.